Molecule: messenger RNA, 1893 nt
Organism: Puccinia graminis f. sp. tritici CRL 75-36-700-3
Lineage: Eukaryota; Fungi; Basidiomycota; Pucciniomycetes; Pucciniales; Pucciniaceae
Exons: 6
Coding region: 1-1893 (630 amino acids)
Source: RefSeq, a predicted model, not a curated record
AUGUUCUUCAUCGCCAAAAACCCAGACUUUGACUCGCAGCAAUUGACCCGCAUAGCUGUCCAAGAAUUUCAUACUGACUAUCCUUCAAUGACUGUCAAUGGUGGAGGCCUGAUGUCUGAUUUGUGUGGGAACCGGAUGUAUGAACUAGGGACAGAUAGUGAGCUUCUUGGUCCAAUAUUCAAUCGAUGGCGCUUGAAGGCAGCUGGACGAGUCAUUCGUCACAUGCCAAUAUGCUUAUACGCCGAUGACACUUCUGGCAAUAGCUCCAAGAAGUGGAACAAACAUAUAUCUUACUACUUCACACUAGCCGGUCUUCCCCCAAAUCUCACAAAUCAGCAUUUCAAUUGUCAUUUUCUCUCCACCUCAAACAGUGCCGGUGCAAUGGAACUUGCCGAGGGGGUUGUUGAUGAGUUGAUAACCUUGGUUGAAGAAGGCUGUGUGGCAUAUGACAGCGGACUUGGGGAAGAGGUCUUAAUUACUUCAGCUCUACUUUGUUUCUUGGCGGACAGUCCAAUGCAUGCGGAGAUCACAAGCACGGUCAUGCCCGGCAAUUCUCGCAAUCCCUGUCGUAUGUGCGAUUUAGGAGUCAGCAGUGUGGCUAUGAAAAAAACCAUGGCCUAUCUGCAAUUUUUCCUGCAAAUAAGUGCCGAUGGGCAUUGGAUCAGGAAUGGUGCUCGCUCCUGGCUGGGGAUCAUUGCAAACUGCUAUCUGUUGUGGGACCUUGCCAAGCAGCCAAGGACAAAGACUCGGGUUGGUGCCUUGGGGGGUGAUCUGGGCAUAAAAGACUCUGUUAACAACGAAAUACUGCUAUUCAAAUACACCAUACUGGCGAAAGGGGAUGCUGCCACUCCAGCUAACCAGGCAUUUACUAAUAGGAUUUCCGAGCUUGAUCAGACUAAUCAGACAAGACUGUUUAACCCCUUUUUUAAAGUACCAGGCAAGUAUUUUGACGGGUGUACUGACACACCGGUGGAGGUGCUGCACGUCUUCCUGCUUGGGAUUGUAAAAUAUAUGGUCCGGGAAGUCAUGGGCCGAGCAAAACCAGCGGAGUUGGGGGAAAUCGAGGGCUGGUACCGGGCUUUCAGCACCACAUCGCUAAACAUCCCGUCUUUUUCGCCAUACUACAUGGCAAAGCACUCCUCAAAUUUCGUUGGCAAGGAGUUCAAGAUGGUGCUGCAAAGUGCCCCGUUUGUUCUAUCCAAAUUUUUCACCAACGACGAACGACUUGCAUGGGGAGCACUAUGUCAACUAGCCCCACUCGUCUUCCAAACACGCAUAGAAGACAUGGCCUCGUACCUUGUCGACCUACGAUUUCACAUACAAAAAUUCCUGUUUUACAUCAUCAGGACCACAGCACAGUGGAUAAACAAGCCAAAAUUUCAUAUGCUUGUGCACUUACCGGAAUCAAUUGAGCGGUUCGGCCCGGCAAGCUUAUUCGCCACCGAGAAAUUCGAGAGCUACAACGCCGUGUUAAGGAACGCCUCGGUACAUUCAAAUCGGCAAAGUCCUGGGAAAGACAUUGCAAUAACCUUUGGGAACUAUAAAGUUCUGAGGCACCUCAUAUGUGGCGGGCACUUCAAGCACCCUAAGCAUCCUGCUGUCUACAUCACUGCUGGCUCUGCUGUAUCUCGACUGUUUGUAGACCACCCACUUGUCCAAGUCUCAAUGGACUACAAUGACUCAGCUUCAUCUGGUCAAGUCAGUUAUCCCUACCCCCAGAACAUCCGCCUGCCUCCAAGAGAGGUUAGGAAGAUUCCUCCGCCUUUAGAGUUCCAUCUGCCGGGGCGGAAGCUAUUUCAAGUGGCGGGGAUUCAAUUGAAUGCCCAUCGGGCGCUCCGGAAAGGAGUAUACGCCGGGCAGAGGGAAAUCUUCCGCAUUGGGUUGGACGCAUAG